Patiria miniata (bat star) is the source of this 2406-nucleotide messenger RNA. RefSeq lists its product as uncharacterized. Lineage: Eukaryota; Metazoa; Echinodermata; Asteroidea; Valvatida; Asterinidae. The transcript has 2 exons. The coding region runs from base 283 to 1329 and encodes 348 amino acids. The record is from RefSeq and is a predicted model, not a curated record.
AUAGGUUAUACGCCAAAUGACCCGGCUUUCCUUUACAAAUAUACGAUAGGGUUUAACAACGGAGCUAAUAUUUUUCGGGGCUUUGAUAGUCGACGGUUGUGUAUCGACCCGACGGUUUAGUAGUGUUGAUUUCAGCGGAUGAGAAGGCGAUCCAUGAGAAGUAUUAGUAGAAGACCUUCGCGUCAAAUACAUGCGUCAGAGGGAUGGUGUUGAUAAAGUGCCUGUAGAAAACUGGUGUCUAUAAACAAAAUCUGUUCGCAACGGAAACGGCCGAAGUUAAAGAUGAGGGACAAGCAAAGCCCAGGAGAUACUUACAACUAUAAGGAGCACGUCUAUGCGGACCCAGUCGCGCUUCGAAAAGAAAUCGAGAAAGACAAACAGGAAAAGGCAGACAAGCAAAAAAUCAAGAAGUACCAGAAGCCCAGCAGCCCUCCCCCUGUCCCUAGCGGGCCGAGGCAAGGAACUGGCAGAAACACCCUGUACGCGGAACUCGCUAAGAAGAGCAAUGUCCCCAAGUCCAGUGUCCGAGAUCUGGGCAGCCUGUUUGGGGGGACGUUGCCGCGGGCUGGCAGCGCCACAACGCCCGAGGAUUCGCCGCCGCCGCCCGUGCCUGAGGUCACGGAGUCGCGGAACAUACUCGACGAGAACAACUCAACACCAGGGAGCCCCAUCAAAACUUUACAGAGUGACACUGUUAUGAACAUACUCGGUGCAUGUGAUGAUGAAACCCCUGACAGCGAAUGGAUUUCGGCGCCCGUAGAGGGCGUAGCCGAACCAGAUUUGAAGGAGGGGCCGGUUGCGAAUUUGGCAGAAGGGCAAGUGACCGAAGACUCGAACACGGAACCGAACGGUUUGGAGGAUGAAUCGUUCGGAGCCCCGUCCCCAGAGCCGGGAGCAGAGGAGGCCGAGGUCGUCAUCGACGUGCGAAUCAACUCAGAGGCUGGGAUCGAGAUUGGCGCCGAAAUCCCGACAGCCGCCGAUGACGCGGACACUCCGAAUGACGACGACGGCGGGGUCCGGCUGAUCAAAAGCGUCAAACGCGACCCUUUCGCAGUGGACACCGGCGACACCGGUUCUGCAGCUGCCAACGCGUCCACAGAACCGGCCGGUAACUCACCGGCUCAGUCCAAACAGGAGCACGGCUCGGAGGCCGGGUCGGGCAGCAGUGGAUCCACCAAGAGAAAGAAGAAAGAUGUGGAGUCUGGAUUCCACCCCAAUAACCACCUUCGGCGUAACCUCAUCAUCAUCUCCCUCUUUCUGCUCAUUGUCUUGAUUCUGGUCUCGAUUGCUAUCGUGAUUCUCCUCAAUUACACUCAGCUUUUUAAGUAGUCCUAUCCAUAUAAGGAGCCGUUUUUGUGGAGUUCAUUCUUAGCAUAAUGUCAAAAGCUGCUUAACACAGACUAAGUUGGCUUGCGGCACAAUCAAGUAUAUAACCGGCCCAAAUAGACCUUUAUCAUGCUGCCACCAUUUAAGUCAUGUUCCCUAUAACAGAACUGAAUGAUGAUAUUUUUUUAUGUAAAAAGGAACCAGUCUAUUUUUCUUUCCAGCCUCGCUUUGGUUACGUUGAUUUAAAUGGAAACAAAAUCAAGAUGGCUGCAACAUGAUAAUGGGGUUAUGGCAUGUGGUUUGCACCUUGUGAGUCACUGGUUCCCUGCAUGUUUAUGCUGAGCAUGUUGUAUUUGCUAAGCGGGUGCAGUUGUCAAGUUUCUUUGGCGGUUCGGAGGGAUCUUUUAGGCUGGAUGAUCUGAAAGCCCCAAGUCCUGUUCUGAGAUGAGCCAUACCAUCUUGAACUUAAAGAAAUACCCAGACACAACUGAAUACGAAUUGACGCAUUAAAAAAAACAAUAUUGAGUACAAAGGAUAGGAAUGAUGUUUUGAGCAUGAGAUUAUGUGCAACCAAAACAAAAUUCAAGAAAAAUUAUGAAAUCUAUAAACACAUGUCUGGAAUCCACUCAAAACUAAACCAAAACCCCGGGAAGUUAUAACAUUUUCGGUGAAUUUAUUUUGCUGUAUUUAUUUUGAACCACCAUUCGCAAACUCACUGACUUCAUAAUGUACUGCUUUUAAUAACGGUUUUAUGAUCAAUGAGGUUUUAUGCACAAAUAACACGUCACUCGCAUGGUUUUAAUGAACAGAAUACAUUUAAUUAUUAACAAUUAUAGGAGUAUGAUCAUGCACAUGUAAUUGCAGCAACAAAACGUGUUCUUUUUUAUUUAUUUUUGUAAUUUCUUUUACAGUGUUGUGUAGUCGAAACCGUUACCAGUCCAUCAUGUCCUUUAAUUAGUAAUUCACAAGUCCAUGUCUGUAGUAAUGGGGUGAACAAUAAUAACAGACCUACCAUUUCAGUCGUGUUCCCUGUAGUGUAUCCAAUAACAGUACUGAAUUACAAUGUUUUGUGUGUGUGUG